Messenger RNA from Tupaia belangeri chinensis (Chinese tree shrew), 950 nucleotides. RefSeq names its product potassium voltage-gated channel interacting protein 4 (gene KCNIP4). The transcript is spliced from 7 exons. Gene Ontology annotation, molecular function: calcium ion binding; potassium channel regulator activity. The coding region runs from base 39 to 902 and encodes 287 amino acids. The record is from RefSeq and is a predicted model, not a curated record. Lineage: Eukaryota; Metazoa; Chordata; Mammalia; Scandentia; Tupaiidae. Gene Ontology annotation, cellular component: voltage-gated potassium channel complex. Gene Ontology annotation, biological process: regulation of potassium ion transmembrane transport.
UUCUCAGUGGCUGUGGCCGGACCAUGACCUAGCUGACCAUGAACUUGGAGGGGCUUGAGAUGAUAGCAGUUCUGAUCGUCAUUGUGCUCUUUGUUAAAUUGUUGGAACAGUUUGGGCUGAUUGAAGCAGGUUUAGAAGAUAGCGUGGAAGAUGAGCUGGAGAUGGCCACCGUCAGGCAUCGGCCUGAGGCUCUUGAGCUUCUGGAAGCCCAGAGCAAAUUCACCAAGAAAGAGCUUCAGAUUCUUUACAGAGGAUUUAAGAAUGAGUGCCCCAGUGGUGUUGUUAAUGAAGAAACCUUCAAAGAGAUUUACUCGCAGUUCUUUCCACAGGGAGAUUCCACGACGUAUGCACACUUCCUGUUCAACGCAUUCGAUACAGACCACAACGGAGCUGUGAGCUUCGAGGACUUCAUCAAGGGACUUUCCAUUCUGCUCCGAGGGACAGUACAAGAGAAGCUCAACUGGGCCUUUAAUCUGUACGACAUAAACAAAGACGGCUACAUCACUAAAGAAGAAAUGCUCGACAUCAUGAAAGCGAUCUACGACAUGAUGGGAAAAUGCACAUACCCGGUCCUCAAAGAAGACGCGCCCCGACAGCACGUGGAGACGUUCUUCCAGGUGGGCGUCAGGGAAGUCGGGGGCGGGGACGUGGGCGCAAUUUCCCCACGUGCACACCACCACCGGGUGCGAGAGAAGGCAGCCGGCCUUGCUCACAGCGGGGCGGUGCUGUGCUCACUGCGCUCGGCGGGGCCAGGUCUGGAGACCCGCCCUCCUUCCCACGAGAACCCGGCCAGUUCUCAAGGACGCGUUAGCCCCAUCUCAGACGAGAAUGCCAAGGCUUUCCCAGCUCAGCAAAGCGCCUGGGCAUCCUCCCGCCUGGGGCCCAGGGACUGGCGGUCCUGAGCGCGUCAUGCGGAGACGGGGACAGGCUGUGUCUAAGGAACGGCUUCU